AUGGAUGUGGAUAACGUACGUCUCCAGGAGCUCAACAAUCUUCUUAAAACUUUGAAAGUGAACGACCAAGUAGAACCACACACUCUGAUCAUCAGCAUUGACCUCGGUACAAGUUACAGCGGUAUCGGGUAUAUCCUCUCGACUGAACCCGACAGAGUUCACAUCCUCGAUCAAUGGCCGGGGCACACUGUUGUCAAGGUCAAAUCGCCCAAAGUACCGACUGUAAUCAAAUAUGGAACAGGAGGAUGUGGAUUUAGCUGGGGUCACCAGGUGGGACUGAGAGACGAGAAGAAACUGGAAGCUUUCAAACUCCUUCUCGACCCGUCGUUACCAACACCCGAAUAUGCGCAGAUCAACAAGGUGCGAAAGAAUUUCCAGGAGUUCAUCAAGACUCCUAUCAAUGCGGUUGAUGACUUCAUGGGAGCUCUGUAUCGAUACGCGAUUGAAGAAAUUGCAGAGAAACAUCCAGAUGAGUUCUCGGUGAUACGGGCUAUGAAAUUCGUCAUCUCAACACCCGCUGGGUGGCCGGUAACCGCGAAGAAUGCCAUACUCAAGGCUGCCCGGGACGCAGGAGCGAGUCCCAUAACACAUAUCCAAGAAGCCGAAGCUGCGGCUUUCUUUAAUAUGCGAUCGAAGGAGGCAAAGGCCCUCAAGCUUAAGAUAGGAGACACUAUCAUGAUCUGCGACGCAGGUGGGGCAACUAUCAAUCUUACAACAUACACCAUCAAGAGGCUAGUUCCAUUGCAAGUGGUCGAAACGGUUCCCCCAUUAAGUAAGGACUCUCUUAUUUGUGAACAUCGUAAACAAGUCAAGGAAGACCCUAACAAGCUUUCAGCCAAAGCUGGUGGCUCGCUAAACCUUAACAAGAAUUUUGAGAAUCACAUCGUACGUAGUUUACUCGAGGAGGAAGAGAUCAUUCCAUUGAAGAAGAGUUUCCACUAUAUCGAAACACUGAAUCGAUUUGAUCAAGAGAUCAAACCAGCCUUCAGCAACUCGAGUACCGGGAACUUUGAAGUCAAGCUCGAGGGAACAAAGUUGACCGACUACCCAGAUGGGAACUUGAAGGACAACACUAUGAGUCUCGACAGGAGGGCCCUGGAAGUGAUAUUCCAACCCGUCGCAAAUAUGGUUUUUGUGUCGAUGACGGAGCAAAUCAAUGCUGUCAAGGUGAAGAAAGUGAGCAUUCGAAGCGGCGAUAUGACAUCAGUAGACGCUGUGAUCUUGACUGGCGGCUUUGGAAGCAAUAAGUUUCUGCGAGAAUAUUUAGGUGGAAAGUUUCCCUCCAUGAAGUUUAUCCAACUAGCAAAUACUGGUUCGGCACUAAGCCAAGCCCCAUUGAAGAAGACUAUCGUCGCUCCGGAGGUUGAUUCCUCAGGCACCUCUUCGAAUCGAAAGGCAUCCAAGAACUACGGCAUUGCCUGCUGUCCGAUAUGGAACGAAGAUACCCAUCGGACUGAAAAGAAAUACUGGGACGACUGGGAAGGAGUAUGGCGGUGCAAAAGCAUCAACUGGAUUAUCAUAAAGGGGAAUGAUCUUCGCAAAUCAAAGAAGAUUUCAAUGCCUUGCUACAAACAAUGCGGUCCCAAUCCUGAGAGCGAUGAGUUUUUCAUUGUUGCCUGUCUGGAGCAAAGCACAGCGAGUAGUCCACCAGAAUCUUCAACACAUCAUUCGAUAAGAACAAAUAAAAAGAUAAAAGUCCCGUUGGACAAUAUCCCAGAAGAUGAUUUUCGCAAAAGGAAACGCAGUUCUGACAGACAAGUGUACUGGGAGCUGGCGUACGAUGUGGUACUGGAAGUGAGUAAAGGCAAGAUUGCUUUCUGGAUUCAAAUCGACGGACAACAGUUCGGCAGGGUGACGAUUGAUUGA
Glarea lozoyensis ATCC 20868 is the source of this 1866-nucleotide messenger RNA. Its product is annotated as Actin-like ATPase. Lineage: Eukaryota; Fungi; Ascomycota; Leotiomycetes; Helotiales; Helotiaceae. The transcript has 9 exons. Bases 1 to 1866 code for a protein of 621 amino acids. The record is from RefSeq and is a predicted model, not a curated record.